GACUGAUAACACCUCGCUCUAAUCACUCUCUCUCUCUCUCACCUGCCGGCAGUCUCUGCAGCGCCGCGGGCUGUGCGGGAGUGUGACUGUGUUACCUGUUGUCUAGUGUCUACAUCGUCAGCGCUUGUCCUUCUAGAAAACAAAUAGCUCAUAAUUCGACGAACUAUGUUAUAAAAGUGUGAAUAAUCUACGGAGAUAAAAGUGACGAAGGUCAUAACUUCAUGUCACAGUGAUGUGUGUAACAGUGACAUUGUUGUAACGCCAUGAACUAUUUCCUCCUCUGCGCUGCCACCAUACUCUCGGUCGUGGUGGUGGGAGUGGCGAGCGCCAAGAUCGGUGGUUGGGACACAGCGCCCAACACACAGUACCACAUCCAGACGGACGAAGGGCCCGAGCGGUACUUCAAGUACCAGACCAUCAGCGGGCAGUACCGCAAGGAGAAGCGCCUGGAGGAUGGAACGGUGGUAGGCACUUACGGCUGGGUCGACCCCAACGGCUACCUCAGACUCAGAGACUAUAUCGCUGACGGCAAGGGGUACCGAAUAGUCCGCACCAAGAAGGUCCUGGUGGGUGCUGACACUCCUAUAUCCAACGCUGUAUCCGCCGCCAAGAAAGUUCCUAGCCAGGGUGGAGUUGGUGUCCAGAACGCAAAGAUAUACGAGAAACCCAAACCGUCGUACGUGUCUUCAACGUACCGGCCUGAACUGGCCUCUAACGCUCUGGACUACUCUUCGUCCACGGUGGCUCCUAUUUCCCUCAGCGACUUCUUGAAGCAGAGCAAGGAGGCCGAGAGCUAUCCAUCCUCCACUGUUGCCCCGACGGUUAGUCCCUACGUCAACAAUGGUCCGGAGGUCUACAUCACCCCCAACUCUUAUUAUCCCUCCGCUCCCUCCUACAAUCCCACCAACACCCCAACUCCUUCUCCUUAUUACGAGUACACAACUCCCGCCCCUACCUCCACUCCCGUGAGAGCACAGACCUUCCGGCCGUACUUUGACCCCAACUCCGUAUCGUCUCAGAAUUACUACUCACCCAGCGCUUCCAGGCGGGUGUACGAUGCCGUGGGCGCUCAGAGCUACUCCUCCGGCCAGGAACAACAGUUUCCGCUCUACGACGGCGUCUCCAUGACCCAUAACGGCUUCCGGUACUACCUUCCCAGGCAUUACCACGAAGAAGAAAAUCUCCCAGGCGAUAAGAGGGCCGGCAGCUUCGGCUACAUCGAUCCCUUCGGCAUUCGCAGAGUCAUCUACUAUAACGCGUCACCUGGCUCAGGCUUUGUCCACAGGAAGAACAACCGAUACGUCGGAUUCGAAUCGACUCCUUACGAUCCUAGGUUUUAAGACAUCCACCGAGUUUUAUUUUUUUGUGCAGCCAUAGGUAUGACAUAAGUAAUGUGCUAUGAUCCUUAACAAAAUAAGGACAUAAAACUUUAUCUGUGAUUAGAGGUUUUCAGUGUUGUCUAUUUAUCUGGAAAAAUCUUGCAGAUCAAAAAUUGUUGAGUUUUAAGUCUUGAUUAGCAUCAUAAUAUGCAAGCGUUAUAAGCAAUUAAUUGUAAGAUGAUCAAAUCAUUUACGUUAAAGAUUGUGAGAUUUAUAAUCUAACCAAGAAAAUCGAAAUCAACAUACCAUAUCGAUUGAUAUCGAUUAAAGUGUCAUAAAUUAUAAAAACAAACUGUGAUCCGUAUUACAGUAUGUUUAUACUUUCUGUAAAUACGCUCUCUUCAUUAAUUAGGACGACGAAUAAUGUCGAACACUCUAUUUAAGUCUACUAAUAAUUUAUUUAGCUUUAGCUAUGAUGUUAUAACUACAGAGUUAAUAUUUUAAGGUUAAGUUAAUAACUGUCGUAUAAGUGCUUAUAAGGAAUUUAAUUUAUCGAUUAUGUAACUUGGGUGUUAUUUUAUAUAACUCUACGUUCAUAAAGUAAAGUGGUUUUAAAGUACUUAAUAAAUACCAAGUUUAAAUAUGCUAUGGAUUCGCUUCAGCAAUAAUAGGAAUAAAAUACUACACGGAAACCUUCGGAAACCUCUUUUAGGAAAUCAGCCUCCAUUGUAACGGAGAGGCGGUUGGCCAUCGUCGAAUCACCCAUCGCCCACCCCUGGCCAUGGGACAUUCCACAUGUGAGAGCCGCCCGUUGGUCACUGAGACGCUGGCCUAGAUGUCACAACCAUAUAGAGCACAAUAGCCGACUACCUCCAGAUCCUGGAUUAUGUCUUAUCUGAUUAUGCUUCCAUACUCCACAGUUACAUGCCCAUAUUGUGAUAUUUCGUUUCCUAUCAAUUCAGCCAAGUCAUUUUAGUAAAGUGAGUGUGAGCUCUAUAACUUAUCAGAAUGCCAUCGAUAUUGAUGAGGAAAUCACCAACCACAUGCAGGAGAUGAAGAUUUUUUUUCUAAUUUAACUGACUUUAUUAAUAAAAAAAAGUGUGUUUUGGUUUUCACGAGGAAACUAAAUAAUAAUGUAUACUCCAACUUAUCCUGUGAGGGUUGAAAUUAAUAUCUUCCUCCACUACCGUGACACUUUGUACUACACUUUGCGACAUAUGUUUCGUAAAAUCCUUUAGUUUAUUCCCGACCUUUGCGGUAACUGCCCCAGCGUCUCUGCCGAAGGACUGGGCAGUUCUGUGAGUGUAGGCUACUCUAGUACGAGUGACGCCCAUGCAGAGUGAGAGGGUGUUGUGACGAGGUCGCUGGCCACCCGGUCUGAAUAAUGUCCUCACCUCGUGUCAGGCUACACUUUUGUACCAUUAUUGCAGGAGUGUUAUAUACUCCUUAUUCGUAGUAUGCGUUGCAGUCUGCUUUGGAACUAGCGGCAAAGAUGUUGUUUUUAUCAAUUUGUAAUGGUCUGCCUUUAAAUUGCUGAACCAUUACGCAUUCUUACAAACCAUAGAGAUUCUGUCAGGAAAAACCACUCAAGCUGAUCCACGUAUAUUUAUAACUUUGUAGCAUUCUUUGUUCACAAACUGAAAGUAGUAUUUUAUCAUCAUGGUUCAUUAUUUGCAUUUUCGUACAACUUACUUGCUUUAUGUUCACGUAGAGAUAUGUUCUGGAUGUUGACAAUCAAUGUUCAUUCAUUUAAAAAAAGCCACGGUGAAAAUUCUGGUAUUGUAAAUAUUUGCUGUUAUCGACAUACUACUAUCGGUUAGUCAAUUCAAAAUGUGCCAAACUGAUCUAUGAUCGGAAUGACCUAUGGUUUCAACGUCCUUUCUCUUGAUGCAAUACUUUUAUUUAGGGAUAGUAUUAAGUGUGAUCUAGAUUUAAGAAUAGAUAAUUAAAUCUCUUAUGUAAUUACAAUAUACUUUAUUGAAGAAAUUCACUCAUUAAAAUCAUUGUAAUA
Molecule: messenger RNA, 3330 nt
Organism: Homalodisca vitripennis (glassy-winged sharpshooter)
Lineage: Eukaryota; Metazoa; Arthropoda; Insecta; Hemiptera; Cicadellidae
Product: DNA-directed RNA polymerase II subunit RPB1
Exons: 3
Coding region: 264-1340 (358 amino acids)
Cellular component (GO): chitin-based extracellular matrix
Molecular function (GO): structural constituent of chitin-based larval cuticle
Source: RefSeq, a predicted model, not a curated record